Molecule: messenger RNA, 1065 nt
Organism: Aureobasidium namibiae CBS 147.97
Lineage: Eukaryota; Fungi; Ascomycota; Dothideomycetes; Dothideales; Saccotheciaceae
Exons: 2
Coding region: 1-1065 (354 amino acids)
Molecular function (GO): RNA binding
Source: RefSeq, a predicted model, not a curated record
AUGCAAAAGGUCGUCCAGCGAAGGGUAGCCGCCGAGCAUCAGGCUCUGCGCCGCGCUGCAAAGCAAAGGAGCAAGGUCGACAACGGAAAGGAAUGGGGUGCCCGCUACCAGCUUGUCUCGCGCAACAAGCAAGAGACUGUCUACUUCAAGGAGGAAAAGUUCCGCAGACGCGAGGAGUACCAAGUUGGUCCUCUGCUCGCCCCCAGACGCGACACUGGCCACAUCAAGGACACAUACGGCACCGUCGACCCCAGCGUCAUCCAGAUCCCAAAGCUCCACUGGACCCAGUACAAGCACUUCAAGUGCCCCUUCGCUGCCGGCGACAGAGUUUUGAUCACAAAGGGCAAGGAUGCUGGCAAGAUUGGAGCCAUCUCUGAAGUCUCACGGGAAAGCGGUUACGCCCGCAUCACAGACUUGCGAAAGGCUGAUUUCUUCGUCCCCGAAUACGUGCGCAAGGAGAACCAGGACAACCGCCCAAUUGUACAACAAUCGAUGCCCAUCCCCUGGGACGAGCUCAAACUCGUCUAUCCUCUUCGCGACCAGACCACCGGUACCUUCGAAGACGUCGUUCUGGACAAGGUCGAUUUGCGCGUUGCUGGAUGGGUAGAGCACAAGAACGGCCUCCGCAAAUACGCCAGGGGCCAACGAUUCCUCCCUGGUACAAAGACUCCUCUCCCAUGGCCCGCCAUCGAGGAUCCGGAAAAACCUGAGGGCUACGACGACGACACUCUUCGUAUUUCCGUCGACGAAACCACUCACCGCCCUUACUUGCUCCAACCACCAAUGCCCAUGUCGGUCAUCGACGAGCUGAGAAACAAGUACUCCAUCUUCCGUUCCCGCCACGAGCCUGCAUACAUUGCCCAGAAGCAGGCCCAGGACCGCGCCGCACAACACAAGCAGAACCUCGCCCGUCUGGUUUCUACUCCUCUUGCCGAGCUGAAAGAGCAACAGCGACAGGAGAAACUCGCAAACCCCCUCGAGCUUACCGAGGAGCAGCUUGCCAGAAUUGGAGAGGUCAUGGCCCAGGAGAAGCAGAACGCCAUCAACAAAAUCUCCCAGCAAUAA